Molecule: messenger RNA, 1413 nt
Organism: Phytophthora nicotianae INRA-310
Lineage: Eukaryota; Oomycota; Peronosporomycetes; Peronosporales; Peronosporaceae
Exons: 1
Coding region: 1-1413 (470 amino acids)
Source: RefSeq, a predicted model, not a curated record
AUGCUCCCGGAUCGCUCGAAACCUUUCCAUGUGGUGUGCGACGCGAGUGACUUUGCGAUCGGCUGCGCUUUGAUCAACAACGCGGUGCACGCGUCGACUGGCUUGACCCCGUUCUUCAUCAACUUCGAUCGCCACCCCCGUAUACCAGCACUCCUCGGACUGGAGCACUCUUCCGCCGUCUCCCCUGCUCCCGCAACCGACGACGCGGCAACAACUGCGUCAUCCGAUCGGGCAACCUCAUCACGCGCGGCUGUGACUCCGGCGUACGUUGACAGUCGUGAAGACGCUCACGACACUGCUGCACCACUGCUACACGCUGUCACCACGCGACAUGGUGCCAAGACUGCUACGCAAGGAGUGCGUACACACGCCGCCACGAGGGCCGCGCUGAGUGCAGACGAUGCAGCUCAGGGACAAACGCCGCGAUCGAGUGCCGCCACGAGGACGACACCACCUGACAUUGCCGCCUGGACUUCGCGGACGUUGAUCGUCCCAAGACAACGUCGUGCCGUUGAAUACCAGGACGUGCCGGGCGCAGCCCGUGCUGCUGCGCCGCUUCCCGCGAACUUCGACCCACUUCCGGUGUCACAGCCUCGUGACGCUGUGGCUGUCAACGACUUCCUGACCCAGCGCGACUCAAUCGUCCGAUUCGUUCGCGACACCAUAGCAGCAGCAGUGGACCGCCAAAAGGAAUUUGCUGAUCGACGCGGCCGCACGAAUCGAGAGAUGUUUGUCGUCGGCGACCGCGUCCUACUCUCUACGGCCGGCAUACAACCUACAGCUGUGACGAAUUUGGGUACAAGCAAGCUUGCGCCACGAUUUAUUGGUCCGUUCAAAGUUACGAAGGUACUCGGGGAUGCAUACACACUUCAAGUGCCUACCGCUAUUCGCCUGCAUCCUACCUUCUACGUCGGUCGACUCCGCCGAUACCACCCGGCGGAUAUCCCUAGCGGCGCUGUUCCCAGCCAGCGCCCCAAUCCCGAUCACGUUCACGACGCUCCGGCCCGCGCGCUCCCAACCGCCGACGCAGUUCCUCCAGAUCGCGUUCCAGCCGCUCCAACCGCUCCCAGUCCCGGCGGCGUUGACGCUCCGCCUCCGCCCAGCGCUCGUGCGGAUCGGUUUCUGAGCGACGGCCCUCCGCCGCUUGUGGAUAGCGCGGGCCACGUUCGUCAUAUCGUGGAGGCGAUCUUGGAGCACGACGAUCGUCGCGCCGCUCUUCGUCGUACACAGCCUGGCCGCGGUGCUCGUACCCGCGGCGAUCGCGUUCUCCCACAUCGGCAGUACCUUGUCCGCUGGCUCGGGCCCAUGGAAGAUAGUUGGGAGCCCCGCGAGGUGCUCCUCCAAGACGUUCCGGAUUGCGUGGCGGCGUAUGAGGCAAGCCUGCCAGGCGGCGCGGCGGCGCGCCGCGCCUAG